AUGUCUAAUUUGGAGAUUAAAAGUCGUUUUCAUAUAUUACAUGUUGAAGUUUCACAUGGUUCCGAUCGUCAUGAUAUUCAUAUUCAUAUGGAACGACCACCAUUAGUUAGAGAUCUUAUGGAAGAAGUAGAAAACAAAAGUCAUGUAACAAUGCCGAACCAACAGCUUAUAUUUCGUGGUCAACGUUUACAUCAAAAUCCAGAUGCAGAAUUAGCAAAAUUCGGUUUGUUCAAUGGAAAUCGAAUUAUGUUAAUUGGAGAAAAAUUAGCAGAAGAAGAGGAUGGACAUUUUCAACGUUUGUUAACUAUUGAAAAAGAUGUUAAACUUAUUGAUGAUGUUCUUGAACUUGUUUGUCGUGAUUUUGAAAAUAUAAAACAGAGCCAACAACCAAGAAGUAGAUGUGAACAUUUUCUUUUCGAUUUACAACAACGCGGUGAACGUGCUCAAACAGAUUUAAAAGCAUUUCAAUCAAUUACAAAUAAUUUAAAUCUCGAUACAUCAGAAAUGCAUGCAUUGAAAAAGCGAAGUCAAGUUGCUGCUCUUAUUCAAGAUCGCAUUGACGUAUCAUCGAAUAUUAUUUCAGCUAUUUCAUCGUAUCAGGGAGGAGGACAGAAUGGCGAUGCCAAUCAUCCUGACAACAAAUAA
Messenger RNA from Rotaria socialis, 645 nucleotides. The record is from the annotation of a GenBank genome assembly. Lineage: Eukaryota; Metazoa; Rotifera; Eurotatoria; Philodinida; Philodinidae.